GUUUCUAGAAACACCCUGGGUGCAGCAUUUGUUGCUACAAGAAAUAUCCAUGCCUCCAAAACAUGCUAUCAGAAGACUGGUACUGCUGAGGUAUCCUCUAUUCUUGAGGAACGUAUUUUGGGAGCUGACACCUCUGCUGAACUUGAGGAGACUGGCCGUGUGCUGUCAAUUGGUGAUGGUAUUGCCCGUGUGUAUGGCCUGAGAAAUGUCCAAGCAGAAGAAAUGGUUGAAUUCUCUUCUGGAUUGAAAGGUAUGUCCUUGAAUUUGGAGCCUGACAAUGUUGGUGUUGUCGUGUUUGGUAAUGAUAGACUAAUCAAGGAAGGGGAUGUUGUGAAGAGGACUGGUGCUAUUGUGGAUGUUCCAGUCGGGGAAGAGCUGCUGGGCCGUGUUGUAGAUGCCCUGGGCAAUCCAAUUGAUGGGAAGGGUUCCAUUGCAUCCAAGACACGUAGAAGAGUUGGCUUGAAAGCCCCUGGGAUCAUUCCCAGAAUCUCUGUGCGUGAGCCUAUGCAGACUGGUAUUAAGGCUGUGGACAGCUUAGUGCCAAUCGGUCGUGGCCAGCGUGAGUUGAUCAUUGGUGACAGGCAGACUGGGAAAACUUCCAUUGCAAUUGACACAAUAAUCAACCAGAAACGAUUUAAUGAUGGAACAGAUGAGAAGAAGAAGCUGUACUGUAUCUAUGUUGCAAUUGGCCAGAAGAGAUCAACUGUUGCUCAGCUGGUGAAGAGACUUACUGAUGCAGAUGCGAUGAAGUACACCAUUGUGGUGUCUGCCACUGCAUCUGAUGCAGCACCCCUGCAGUAUCUGGCUCCCUAUUCAGGCUGCUCCAUGGGGGAAUACUUCAGAGACAAUGGAAAACACGCGUUGAUCAUCUAUGAUGACUUAUCCAAACAGGCUGUUGCCUAUCGUCAGAUGUCUCUGCUGCUGCGUCGCCCACCUGGUCGAGAAGCCUACCCAGGUGAUGUGUUCUACCUGCACUCCCGCCUGCUGGAGAGGGCAGCCAAGAUGAAUGAUUCCUUUGGAGGUGGCUCUCUGACUGCAUUGCCUGUCAUUGAAACUCAGGCUGGUGAUGUGUCUGCUUACAUUCCAACCAACGUCAUCUCCAUCACUGAUGGACAGAUUUUCUUGGAAACUGAGUUGUUCUACAAAGGUAUCCGUCCAGCCAUCAAUGUUGGUUUGUCUGUAUCACGUGUAGGUUCAGCUGCUCAGACCAGGGCUAUGAAGCAGGUGGCAGGUACCAUGAAGCUGGAAUUGGCUCAGUAUCGUGAAGUAGCUGCCUUUGCCCAGUUUGGGUCUGAUCUGGAUGCUGCUACGCAGCAGCUGCUGAAACGGAUCCGUGGUGUACGUCUGACAGAGCUGCUCAAACAAGGACAGUAUGUUCCCAUGGCUAUUGAGGAACAGGUUGCAGUCAUCUAUGCUGGUGUCAGAGGUCACUUGGACAAGCUGGAGCCUAGCAAAAUCACCAAAUUUGAGAGUGCUUUCCUAGCUCACGUACUCAGCCAGCACCAGGCCCUCCUCUCCACAAUCAGGACUGAAGGGAAGAUCUCUGACCAGACAGAAGCAAAGUUGAAGGAAAUAGUCACAAAUUUUCUGGCUACUUUUGAGGCAUAAACUCGUAAAACUGUUAAAACAGACCAGGCUAUUGCGAUCCUGUGCUCCAGCUCCGUCAAAGACUUAAAAGUAUGUGCGACUUGAAUGUACAGAUCUUGGUGAGAAUAAAAAUUCCCAUGUAAAAAGG
Molecule: messenger RNA, 1735 nt
Organism: Nestor notabilis (Kea)
Lineage: Eukaryota; Metazoa; Chordata; Aves; Psittaciformes; Psittacidae
Gene: ATP5F1A
Product: ATP synthase, H+ transporting, mitochondrial F1 complex, alpha subunit 1, cardiac muscle
Exons: 11
Biological process (GO): proton motive force-driven ATP synthesis; proton transmembrane transport
Molecular function (GO): ATP binding; ADP binding; proton-transporting ATP synthase activity, rotational mechanism
Source: RefSeq, a predicted model, not a curated record